Messenger RNA from Helianthus annuus (common sunflower), 1551 nucleotides. RefSeq lists its product as uncharacterized. The transcript is spliced from 2 exons. The record is from RefSeq and is a predicted model, not a curated record. Bases 1 to 1551 code for a protein of 516 amino acids. Gene Ontology annotation, molecular function: nucleic acid binding; RNA-DNA hybrid ribonuclease activity. Lineage: Eukaryota; Viridiplantae; Streptophyta; Magnoliopsida; Asterales; Asteraceae.
AUGUAUUUUGCAAUACAUCAGCAUGGAAGAAGGAAAAUUUCUGGGCUUCAUAGUCACAAGAGAGGGCUUCAAAGUAAACCCAGAAAAUGUAAGGCUAUCCAGCAAAUGCCCUCACCCGCAACAAUAAAAGAAAUGCAAAGACUCACCGGACGCUUAGCAGCCUUGAACAGAUUCUUGGCUAAUCAUGCGGCUAAAUCUUAUCCAUUUAUCAGUACGCUACGAAACUGCGGGAAGAAAACCCCCUUUCAAUGGACACCUGAAUCAGAAGCAGCAUUCAAACAAAUGAAAGAAUGUUUAAUUCAGCUACCAAUGUUGACUGCGCCAAAAGAAAAAGAGCCACUAAUCUUAUACCUAUCAGCCGCGGAAGUAGCAGUAUUAAUGGUGGAACGAGAAAACGUCCAGACUCCAAUUUACUAUAUCAGCAAAAUGCUCACCGGCCCAGAAACUCGUUACUCGAUGAUAGAGAAAUUGGUUCUAGCACUAGUGCACGCAUCCCGACGUUUGCGCAGGAUACAAUAUCUUCUACAAGCCAAACCAGCAAUCAAAGGGCAAGUUCUAGCAGACUUCGCUACUGAAGUGCCCAUCGAUAAAGUACAAGAAUGCGAGGCAAUCCAGAACCCUACACCUGUUUUCAACGACAGAGUCUGGACCUUACACACAGAUGGCGCUUCCAAUGAUGACGGAGCAGGAGCAGGCCUCCGAUUGGUCAGUCCGGACAAUCACGAGCUCACAUAUGCCAUACGCUUAGACUUCCAAAGUACCAACAAUGAAGCAGAAUACGAAGCAUUCUUAGCAGGCCUUCGUCUAGUGCUCAAAAUGGGGGCAAGAAACCUUGAGGCCAACGUUGAUUCAAAACUAGUAGCCGAGCAAGUUAAUGGUCACUACGAUGCAAAAGGAGAAGCUAUGGCAUUAUAUCUUGAACAAGCACGGAUGUUAAUCAGCCAAUUCCAGACAUUCAGGGUUAACCAUAUAAAUAGAAGCGAAAAUAAGCACGCAGACGCGCUUAGCAAAUUGGCCGCUACCAGCUUCAAGCACUUAGCAAAAGAAGUGCGCAUAGAGGUACUGUCUAAUCCAUCGAUCCAUCUCAAGCAAGUAAACAUUAUAGAGGUCGGUAACCCAUCCUGGAUGUCUCCGAUCAUCUUAUACCUACAACACGGGAAACUUCCGGAAGGAAAAGCAGAAGCCCGAAAACUCCAACACAAAGUGAUAAAUUACGAAAUGGCGGAUGACGUCCUUUACCGAAAGUCAUUCAUGGGACCAUUAUUACGUUAUGUCGAUAAAACAGAUGCUCAAUACCUGGUCAGAGAAAUCCAUGGAGGUUUAUGUGGAAUACACGCGGGACCGCGCAUGGUCGUGGCAAAAAUAAUGAACGCCGGAUACUACUGGCCAGAAAUGCAUAUGGACGCAGUUGAUUUAUUAAGAAGAUGCGCAGCCUGUCAACGCCAUGCACCAAAGACACUCCGACCAAAAAAUCCGCUAGUACCUGUCACAUCCGCCUGGCCAUUCCAACAAUGGGGCAUCGAUCUUGUUGGCCCAUUUCCAGUUGUCUAA